This is a messenger RNA of Gossypium raimondii (Peruvian cotton), 312 nucleotides long. RefSeq lists its product as uncharacterized. The coding region runs from base 1 to 312 and encodes 103 amino acids. The transcript is spliced from 2 exons. Lineage: Eukaryota; Viridiplantae; Streptophyta; Magnoliopsida; Malvales; Malvaceae. The record is from RefSeq and is a predicted model, not a curated record.
AUGAACGUGCUGAGGGUGUCAGACGCGGCCAAGUGUAAAGCCUUUUCGACAACACUGAAAGGAAGUGCCAAGGACUGGUUCAGGGCCCAUCGAGCGAUCAUGAACACACCCAUGGGGCUGAUGUCAGUGAAGCAGGGGGAAUGUGAGUCCCUUCAAGAUUACGUGAAGAGGUUCCACGCGGCGACCCUCAACAUGAAAAACUUAGAAGACCAGUCGGCGAUUGAUGCCUUCAUCAUGGGAGUAAAAAAUGACCAUGUGCAGUACUCAUUCACAGAUAACAAGCCGCAAAGCCUAGCUGACCUAUACAAGUGA